Lodderomyces margitis is the source of this 1680-nucleotide messenger RNA. RefSeq lists its product as uncharacterized. Gene Ontology annotation, cellular component: membrane. NCBI's taxonomy places the organism in Eukaryota, Fungi, Ascomycota, Pichiomycetes, Serinales, Debaryomycetaceae. The transcript has a single exon. Gene Ontology annotation, molecular function: transmembrane transporter activity. Gene Ontology annotation, biological process: transmembrane transport. The coding region runs from base 1 to 1680 and encodes 559 amino acids. The record is from RefSeq and is a predicted model, not a curated record.
AUGUCUCCCAAAGAGAGCCAUACUUACCCAGAUUUGCAGGAAGUACCAUCACCAACAUUGUCACACGAUGAAGCAAUAGCUGAAAAGUCUAAGACCAGUAUCUCGGAAAUAUCAGUCAUCUCCGAGCACGAGAAUCUGACUAAAUCCCAUAAUCCCUUUCUCGACCGUGAAACAGCCGAAUACUACAAAGAAUUGUACGAAAAAACAAAGUAUGAGUGCCGUUCUCACUUUGAUCCUCAUUUUGAAUGGGCAGAAAAGGAAGAAAAGAAAGUUGUAUUCAAAUUGAACAUUAGAGUUGCUCUUGCCGCAUGUCUCAUGUUUGUUGCUUUACAAAUUGACAGAGUUAACUUACAUCAAGCUGUUACUGACAAUAUGUUGGGUGAUUUGGGACUAACCACUGAUGAUUAUAAUAUGGGAAACACGAUUUUCUAUUUGUCAUUUAUGCUUGCUGAAAUUCCAUCUCAGAUGAUUUCCAAACGUCUUGGACCAGAUGUAUUUAUUCCUAUUCAGAUUUGUGCAUGGAGCAUUGUGGCAAUGUGCCAAGUUGCCCUAAAUGGCAGAGUCUCAUUUUUCAUUACUCGUUGCUUAAUUGGUGCCAUUGAAGGUGGAUUCAUUCCCGAUCUUGUGUUGUGGUUGAGUUACUUCUUCACCAGCAAAGAGUUGCCAAUUCGGUUAUCUUGGUUUUGGUCAACAUUAACACUCACCCAGAUUUGUAUUUCGCUUCUCGCCUUUGGUAUAUUGCGAUUAAGAGGCGUGUUUAGGUGGCCCGGCUGGGCUCACCUUUUCCUUUGGGAAGUGUUAUUCACUUUAUCCAUCGGUGUUUUAUCAUUCUACAUGAUGGUGCCAUCGGCAGUGCAGACAAAGAAUUGGAUGCAUCCAAAGGGUUGGUUUACUGAACGCGAGGAGAAGAUUGUGGUUAAUCGGAUCUUGCGUGAUGAUCCUGCCAAAGGAACCAUGCAUAACAGACAAGCACUUUCAUUGAAGAUGUUGUGGGAAUGUUUGAUUGAUUAUGAUAUGUGGCCGUUAUACGCAAUUGGAUUGGUGGCCUAUAUUGGACAACUCACUUUUGGAUCGUAUUUCACGUUGAUGACAAGGUCUCUCGGGUUCAGUACUUUUGACACAAAUCUUUUAACAAUCCCGGUUUCCGUGUUAUACAUAUCAACACUCCUUGCAAUAACGUGGUUGUCUGAAAAACUCAACGAUAGAGCUUAUGUAUCAUUGAUUGCCCCAAUUUAUGGAGCGAUAUUGCUUGGAGUGAUUAGGUUUUGGCCUGGUGCUGGUAUCCAAGUGUGGCCCACUUACAUCUUGAAUACAAUAUACUUAGGUCACCCAUACAUCCAUGCUAUUCUUGUGUCAUGGGUAUCGAGAAAUUCAAACUCGGUAAGGACUAGAUCCAUCUGUUCAGCCAUGUACAACAUGUUUGUCCAAAUGGAUUCAAUUAUUGCACAAAAUAUAUUCCGUGAAGAUGAUAGGCCAUUGUACAAAAGAGGUUUGUUACAAUUGUGGUGUAUAACCUUGUCAGUAAUUCCAUUGUUGGUAUUGACCAAGUAUUACUAUAUCUGGAGAAACAAGUCAAAAGCAAAGCAAUGGGAUGCAAUGACGGAAGAACAAAAGGCUGAUUAUAGAAAAAAUACCACCGAUGAUGGAAACAAACGUUUGGAUUUUAGAUUUGCUCAUUGA